This is a messenger RNA of Symbiodinium sp. CCMP2592, 2370 nucleotides long. The record is from the annotation of a GenBank genome assembly. Lineage: Eukaryota; Dinophyceae; Suessiales; Symbiodiniaceae.
AUGGUGGUGGCAGCCUACAAUGCGGACAUGAUGGGGAAGGCCAUGAAUGUGGCUCGGCGGCUUCGGCUAGCAGGGAAGUCCGUUGACGUCCUUCCGGAGGCCGCGCGCAGGGUGAAGAAGGCUUUCCGGUACGCAGACAAGGUCGGAGCCGCGAAGAUCGCUUUCGUGGCACCCGACGAGUGGGAGAAGGGCGAGGUCCGGGUCAAGGAUUUGCGGUGCCCCAAGGACACGCCUCCUGAGAAGAUUCAGGUGGACAUUCCCCUGGACAAGCUGUCAGAGCUGGAUAGGACUUUCGGUGGGGACCUUGGCAACGGAUUUGGGGCUUUAGGUCAGAUGGUCGGUCUCACUGGUGACGCUGGCGCGGCUUCCUGCUUCAAUUUUCCUGUGCCUAGCGGGCCAUCGAUGCGGGUCUUGAUCAUGCCGAGAAUGACCUCCUUCUUGGAUCGGCUCCCGCUUGGCUUGUAUUCUUACUGGGAUGAGGGAGCUUCUGCUUCUCCUUUGUUCGUGCAUGACUGUUAUGGCUGGUGGGACAAAAGCAUCUUCGAGCGGUACCUCGGGAAGUAUGGCGAAGGAUUGUCCACAGAAUACGUCGUCCGAGAGGUGCUUCUCGGCCUCUUGGUGGCAAAGGUUACGGUGGCCUUUGCAUUCAUGGAGCCGCUCUCAGAUCUGGCGAUCACGAAAUACUGCAAGUCUCAGCGUUUCCCACAGCCCACAGUGCCAGACUUGCACACCUUUCCGAGAUUGGUGAUUCUUGCUGGGCUCCUCAUGGUCCUGGUGUCAGUGACGAAGCUCUCCCGCUUCAUCACGCUGAGAAGCUCUGAGGUCAUGCUGGGCUUCUGCAACGGUCUGGCUAUCGUCAUCGGGUUGUCUCAGCUGCAUCCCUUCGAGGACCCUGUAACACACCACUGGAAGGAAGGGAUGGAGAUGAUCUGGAUGCUGGUUAUCUGCUUCUCGAGCAUGAUCGUCAUGGAGUUCUUGCCCAAGAUCCCGCUGAAGAUCUUCAAAGUGGUGCCUUCCUCGCUCUUGGCCAUCAUCUCGGCCAUCGUGAUCGAGUUCGCGAUCGUGCGAAGCACUGGCUCGCGAACCUCCACCAUUCGCGACGUCAGCGAGUUUACCCUUGACACGGCCUUCCCCAUUCCAUUCUUCAUCAGCACGGAUGCUGUGAGCUACGACCUGGCCCCCAUCUUGACGGGGGACGGGAUUAGCAAGAUCAUCAUCCAGGGCAUCUUCCUGUGCCUCGUGGGCUCGAUCGAGUCGCUGAUGACGGCCGAGGUCGUCGAGUCCUUCACCAAGGAGCCCGGCAACGGAGACCGCACCGUGCUAGCCAUGGGCGCGGCCAAUGUCCUCAGCGGCUUCUUAGGGGGCAUGGGAGGCAAUGCAAUGAUCGGCCUUUCUACCGUGAACUGCUUGAAUGGUGGUAAGGGGCGCUUAGGCCCCUGCGUCACAGCUCUGGGAAUCAUGGCCUGCGUCAUGGGCGCCUAUCCAUUGCUCAAUUACAUCCCUGUUGCUGCCUUAGCCGGCAUUAUGCUGGUCGUUGUGUUGCACACCUUCAAGUGGUUCACGAUCCCUAUGGUGUUGGCGGCCUUCCUCCCGAAGAGCAUGCGUGAGAAGCUGGGCCUGCAGCGCAAGGUGCCGAGGAUAGAUGCCAUCGUCAUCAUCAUUGUGACGAUCCUGUGCAAGUGGCCGGCAGGCACCAACAUCGCGGUGGCGGUGGGCGUCGGUGUUGCAAUCUGUUCGGUGUCGUACGCCUGGAAUUCCGCGGACACGUUCGAGGUCAUCGUGUCCGAGAAGGAAGACGUGAAGCAGUACUUCAUCCACGGGCCGUUCUUCUUCACCUCCGCCAACCGUUUCCUGAAGAUGUUGAAUGCCGACGAGGACCCAGAAAAGGUCGAAGUCGUGUUCUCCGAAGCCACGUCGCUCUUCGACUACUCUGCCAUGCAGGCCAUGAACAAGGUCAGCGCUGAGUACAAGUCCAAGGGUAAGCAGAUUGUCUUCAAGUCGCUGUGCUCGAAGAGCACGAAGUUGAUCAACAAGGCCUCGCACUUGAUGUCUGAGACGGAGUACACAGAGCGAGACAUGGAGGUGGCCGACCUCCACGGCGUGGAGUGGGGCGGCGGUGAUCUUCCCGAGGGCGGUGAGCUGGGCCAUGCCCUGUCGAGGUAUGGGCUGCCCAGCCUGCAUCCCGAGAAUGGCUCCCGCAACGGAACGAAAGACUCUCCGGCACAAGUGGUCAGCGCCAACGACCUGACCGUGGUUGUGGGCAACGUGAACGAGGCUGCGAAUGUUCUGAAGGAGCCAACCCGGUCGCCCUCGCGGACUCGGCGCACGCCUGGAUGCAUCGUGGUGUGCCCAUGUGGGUCUCCUAUUUGA